Messenger RNA from Trichophyton verrucosum HKI 0517, 2889 nucleotides. RefSeq names its product WD repeat protein. Gene Ontology annotation, biological process: tRNA methylation. The record is from RefSeq and is a predicted model, not a curated record. NCBI's taxonomy places the organism in Eukaryota, Fungi, Ascomycota, Eurotiomycetes, Onygenales, Arthrodermataceae. Gene Ontology annotation, cellular component: cytoplasm. The transcript is spliced from 2 exons. The coding region runs from base 1 to 2889 and encodes 962 amino acids. Gene Ontology annotation, molecular function: protein binding.
AUGUCAUGCUCAAUCAAGAACCAUGACACAUGCCUUCCCAUAACGGCCCUUAAACAUGUUAAUAUACCCGGCAGAGGAUUGCUACUUAAUGGCAGUGGACCAUUUGUUCAACUACUUGAUGAAUCCAAUGGCAUCUUGCUUGAUCGAUUCCGAGUGUUUGAACGAAAUACUGUUCAUGGAAUCCAGGCGAUUGAAGAGUGCUGGAGGGAUGGCAACGAUUAUACCUCCAGUUUCCUAGUGUGGGGAGGAUAUUCUCUUCGAAUUGUCAAUUUGCAUUUGCAAGGAUCGAGGGAAACAGAAAAUGUAUCUCUAUUGGCAGGAAGUGGUGAAUGUCGUGCGCCAGAUUGGAUUUUGGAUACAACCGUUCCUAGUACCAGCGCCGACAAUAAAGGGGCUAUCAAGGGAUUAUUAAUUACUGCACAUAACGUAGUUUUUACCCUUACAUUCCUCCUCCACAAAACUGAACUGGGUGAUGAAAACAUUAUCCAAUUGCAUGAACUAGGAUCGAAUCUGAGACCUAUUCUAUACUCUGCUGAUAUCACCUGGAGCUCCAACCGCGUCCUUGUUGCUGCUGGAACAGUAUUCGGCGAGAUAAUAAUAUGGUCCUGUCAAUUAGCGCUGGAUUCAGAUCCAUGCCAGCAAGUCGAUGAUUCUAUAACCAUCAACCACUUUUUCACUGGCCAUGAAGGCUCAAUAUUCGGGGUGGAUAUUUCCCCAGACAUCCCGAUAAACGGUGGACAGACAACGAAAAAAUUUGUUGCCAGCUGCAGUGACGAUAGGACUGUCCGUAUCUGGGAUAUAUCUUCAUACGACCAAGGGUUCGCCAGCAACGAUGAAUUAUCAGCCUGUGAAACCAACACAAAUAGCCGUGGAACUGGAUUCUAUAUAACCCCGGCCGAUGAAGCAUCUGCGGCGCAAGAAUUCUGUCUUGCGAAAGAAUAUGGCCAUGAAGCACGUAUAUGGGGGAUUCGAUUUCUUGACUUCGAGGUCUCUGAUGACUACAUCACCUUCAACUUGAUAUCUAGGUCAGAGGAUUGCACCUCUGUCGUUUGGAACCUCACAACAAAAUAUGAACUCGUCAAUGAUAAAUAUAUACUACGGAAAAACCAGACUACCUUGAAGCCAAUAUCAUCUCAUUCCUACCAUGUGGGUAAAAAUAUAUGGUCCAUGGAUGUUGUCGAAAAUAUGGGUUCAUUUGUUGUGCUCACUGGGGGGGCAGAUAGCAAUAUAUCAUCCCUUAUCGUUCCACAGCUAACUGGAGCGUAUAUUCCCGGAAGAAGGGCAGAGACUUAUACAUACGACAGAGUUUAUGAUGAAUUCCUUCGCAUUAACAACCACCCUGUUGUGAGUAAUGGGCGCACAAAGAAUUCUAGAAAUGAUGGCAAAAUAAACUCCUUUGGAUUUAUUUCAGAAGAUUCUUUUAUCGCGCCAUUUACUGAAGGAGUUGCUCUCCUUGGUCAGGUUUCCACAGCCGAGCCGCAGGAUAUACGAUCACAGGACGGAAGCGUGGUAGAGUGGAGCACCAUUCCUACAAUUGGAGGAGUAGGUUCCUAUGGGGCGAUAACUGGCAUUCCAGAGAGGGAGAUUGGUCUAAUCGGCACGAGUACUGGGCGACUACUAUGGUACAGUCACAAAGAAAGACGUGUGGAGGAGCUCGCAGAUAUAGGCCAAGGGAUAUCCGAUAUCUUCGUCAUUCAACCCCCCAAGGGCUAUGAUGGCAAUGAUAGCUGCCCUGUUACAUUUAUCAGCAGCUCUAGGGCAUUUUCACACGCCAACCUUUUUAUUAUUGAGACUUCGCCAUCCCCUAAAGUCCUUGCAAAUCAAAAACUUGCAUUGCCAGCAGAAUUUGUGGUCUCAAGUGCUUUUUCAAUUCCCUCGAUGUCAUUGCUGAUCCUUGGUGCUAGAUGGGGAGACAUUGUCGUGUUUCGUUUUAGCUUUGAAUUACAGAGAGAAAUGCCAGAAGAUCCGUUAUGUGUCUUCCCCACGCACAAAAAGGAUGCAGUCACGUCCAUCACCUACCUGCGGGAAGACCAAAACUUAAGUUUUGUGGAUCUUAUUACAACGGGAAGGGAUGGAACCUAUUGCAUCCAUCGACUUGAUAGGUCGGGCAUUCAGUUCAAGAUGGAAACACUUCACCGGAUAAGUGCCCCAUUCGGUCCAUAUAUUGAGGGUUCCAGACUAGAUCCUAAGACAGGACACCUGAUACUAUGGGGUUUCCGAAGCACAUAUUUCAUUUUGUGGGAUGAGACAACUCAGACAGAAAUCUUGUCAGUUGAAUGUGGAGGUGCUCAUAGAAGAUGGACAUACCAUUUCGGGAAUAUGGGCCAUGUGCUCUUGUGGAUUAAGGCAUCGACUUUUAAUAUUAUGUCAGAGCAAUUCCAGUGUCAUCGCCGUGUAAGACAAGGGGGACAUGGCAGGGAAAUAAAAGCCAUGUCAAUAUCCAAAAUGCAGGUUGACAGCGCUAAAGCCCCAUGGACGGUACUUGCAACCGGCGCUGAAGAUACUGAAAUUCGUUUCUUCACGCUUAACGAAGGGCCAGAAGGGAAGGAUGGCUUUCGUUCCAUACGAGCCAUCAAGAAACAUAGCGCAGGCUUGCAGCACCUCCAAUGGUCAACGAGCGGCAGAUUUUUGUUCAGCAGUGCCGGAAGGGAGGAGUUCUAUGUCUGGAGGAUUAGAUGGAUACCUGGAUUUGGGAUCGGUGUUUUGAACGAAAGUGAAGCUCCCAAGUCUCGAGCGAAUUCUGAUCUACGGACAACACAUUUCGACGUUAUCAACGUCACAGCAGUUGAUAGCGGGCAUGAAUCAUUCCUGAUCGCCAUGGCCUACUCUAAUUCGACUGCAAAGGUAAAUGAAACCCCCAAUUUACUUCUGAACGCCUAUGUAACAUGA